AUGGUUGACUGGGCCGCCAUGCUGCGUGGUGGUCACGUGGACGUGGCGGUGGUCCAGCCCACGCGCGUCAACGCUGCCGGGGACUUCAUUGGUUGGACCACGGCGGCGACCCCGGGUCUCUUCGCCCCCGGGUCAUCGAUUGACCUUGCCUCCGGGGGGUGUCGGCUAAUUGCCAUGCUUCCCCAUGCUGGAGCGGACGGAAGCCCCAACAUUGUGGGCGGGACUUCUCCAGUAGCCGACUGUCGGGGUUGCGUUAACCUUAUAGUCACUGAUCUGGCUGUCCUUCGGGUAGAGGAAUCAGGGUUGGUGCUUACUGAGGUGGCGCCAGGCUGGACAGCCGACGACGUGGCUUCAUUAACCGGCUCACCCAUUUCAGUGGCGCCUGAUGUAAAACAGUUUUCCUCAAAUCUUGACUCCUUGAACGCCAGCAGAGUCAAUAAGGUAUGUCCUAACGGGCCCUCAGCCAUCGGGGAUAUGCCUGACGGCGCCGUCGUCAUGAUUGACGGGUUUGGUGGUCCCGGUGGCAUGGCCCACUACCUGCUUGUAACGCUGCGUGAACAGGGAACUAAGGGCCUCACCGUCAUCAGUAAUACCAUCGGUCUGGCCCGGUCGGUCAAUUUUGGCACUCCCCCCGGAAAGCUGGCAAUAGACCACUCCGUCAUCGUUGAAAGCGGCCAGGUUGCAAAGGCCAUUGCUACCUACCCGGUAUCUCCUUCAGCCUCCCGCCCCAGCACCUUCGAGCUAGCCUACCGCCGGGGUGAAGUGGAGUUGGAGCUUGUUCCCCAGGGAACCCUGGCAGAAAGGUUACGGGCCGGUGGAGCCGGAAUUCAUGCUUUCUACACCCCUACCGGCGUGGGUACACUCAUCGCGGAAGGGAAGGAAACCAGGACUAUUGACGGUAAAGAGUACGUCCUGGAAUUGGCGUUAAGGGCCGACUACUGCCUUAUUCGGGGCCACAAGGCCGACACCCUGGGAAACGUGGUUUACAAGGGCACUUCACGAAACUUCAACGCGGUUAUGGCGCCGGCGGCCGAUAUAACUGUGAUUGAGGUUGACGAAAUUGUGGAGCCCGGGGAACUGGAUCCGGAGUUGAUAGUUACGCCGGGCAUUUACGUAGACCGGAUUGUGAAACGGCCCGAGGGCUUUUCUCCUUACGAAUAG
This is a messenger RNA of Geodia barretti, 1161 nucleotides long. The record is from the annotation of a GenBank genome assembly. NCBI's taxonomy places the organism in Eukaryota, Metazoa, Porifera, Demospongiae, Tetractinellida, Geodiidae.